Cottoperca gobio is the source of this 1202-nucleotide messenger RNA. It is a transcript of the gene taf11, whose product is annotated as TAF11 RNA polymerase II, TATA box binding protein (TBP)-associated factor. The transcript is spliced from 6 exons. Gene Ontology annotation, cellular component: nucleus; transcription factor TFIID complex. Gene Ontology annotation, biological process: transcription initiation at RNA polymerase II promoter; RNA polymerase II preinitiation complex assembly. The coding region runs from base 307 to 918 and encodes 203 amino acids. The record is from RefSeq and is a predicted model, not a curated record. Gene Ontology annotation, molecular function: RNA polymerase II general transcription initiation factor activity; protein heterodimerization activity. Lineage: Eukaryota; Metazoa; Chordata; Actinopteri; Perciformes; Bovichtidae.
AAAACCGGAAACGGAAACCCAGUGCAACUGCUAUCAACAAAACCAUAGUUGCUAUCAAUACGCCGAGAAAACUAGCAUUCUGAUGCCAUGAUUAUUGUUUGACCAAAAAGUAGCUUAAAUAUAAUUAAUUGUAACUGCGGUAAUUUCUGCGUUGUGUGCUAGCCUCCUUGCUAACUGGCAAUUACUAAGCUAACGUUAGCUUAACUUAACUCCACCGUUAGCUUGGCUAUUGCUGCUGUUUUGUUGACGCCUAGCUGCAAAGAAGAGUCGGAACCUGUCAGCCAGCGUUAGAGGGAGUGAGUGAUUAUGGCUGACCCUGCACGGAUCAAACCUGAGUCUACACCUGAGAGAACAACUUCUUCUAAUAAGCAGCAUCCUAAAUCAGAGGAAACUGAAGAUGUACCUGUCACAGCAAAACGUUCAAAGGAAAACAAAGAGUCAUCCUCGCAAGAUGAGCCCAACCAGGAGGUUAAAUCUGAACUGGCAGGUGGGGAAGAUGAGGACGAAGGAACCUCUGACCAAGCCAAAAGACUGAAGGUGGAACCAGAGAAGAAAAAAGAGAAGCGCCAAAAGGUUGAUGAGGAUGAAAUACAAAAGAUGCAAGUUUUGGUGUCGUCCUUUUCUGAAGAGCAGCUGAAUCGCUAUGAGAUGUACAGACGCUCUGCCUUCCCUAAGGCAGCUAUUAAGAGGCUGAUCCAGUCCAUAACAGGAUCAUCAGUGUCCCAGAAUGUGGUGAUUGCCAUGUCUGGUAUUUCCAAGGUUUUUGCUGGGGAAAUUGUUGAGGAAGCAUUGGACGUUUGUGAGAAGUGGGGAGAAACACCGCCGCUUCAGCCCAAGCACAUGAGGGAAGCAGUGAGGAGGUUAAAGAGCCGAGAUCAGAUUCCCAACACCAAGUUCAAACAAAUUAUCUUUCACUGAAGCGCCUGUGCUUUCGAUAAGAAAGUGGUGCCAUACCUUUUUGGAAAACUUGUCAUGAAGCUUCUGUAGCAAACUAGAUACUGAUGAUUCUCUACUAACCAGAGGAGACCAGAGACUGACAGAAGACAAGAUCAAGAGUGUCUCGUACAUGAAGGUAGUUGUUAAAUAAAUUACUCUUACCUGCAAUUGUCAAGGUAAAUACUUGAUGCAACAUACAGUACAGUGCAAAUAUUGUGAAAUUAUAUUCAUGUUUUAUGGUUGUAAAUACAGUACAUUUUACACUG